UCCUGGAACGUGACUACUCAUGUAUGUUUGAGAGAGAACAAAAACCUUUUAAAUUAAUCUAUUAACUCAAUCUGCCAGUUAUCUGAAACACUCGACAGACAGUCAAAGCACACUGAGGGUGCGAACCUUAGAUACAGAGAGGGAGGGAGAGAGCGGGUGAGCGAGAGAGAGGUUGGCCGAGACCUGACAGGUGUUCUUGUUUUUCUUGUUUCUGCAUUUCUCUAUGAGGCGUAAACAGAAGAUGUAAGACUGACGCAUGGCUACUCGUAAGAUGAAUCCCCCACCGGUUGUUCCCAAGAAACAUUCUUUCCUCAGACCUUUUCCUACGGAGGGCCAGCCUGCUCAUACGCAAGUGAAUGGGAAGGAAAGCGUUAGACAACCAGAACAUAACGUGGAGCUGUUAAACCACUGCUUUUCUGAUGUGGAGCGCUUCAUGGCCCAACUGCAGCAGGCAGCUGAUGCUCAGCGCACUCUGCAGCAAAACAUGCAAAGAAAGAAGAACGACAAGAAGAAGAAGCAGGGUUAUGAUGUCAUGAUGACACAAGUAAGCCCUCCAUCCGAACAAGAGUUUGUGGACAUUUUCCAGAAGAUUAAAUACUCAUUCAGUUUGCUGGACUGUUUGAAGACACACAUAGCAGAUCCAAACUCAGAGGAGCUUAUGCAUUACCUGUUCGUUCCUCUCGACCUGAUGGUCAAAACUACAGGUGGUCCUGACUUGGCAGCCGGUGUGUCCAGUCCUGCACUGACCAGUGGAGCCAUUUCUCUACUGCAGCAGUAUAUCACACAGGAGGAAAGAGAGUUGUGGAGCUCUCUCGGCCCCAACUGGACCCAUCCAAAUUCACAGCAUGCUAAAUCAGCAUCCCCGUAUACUCCAGUGUUUCUGGACGGUUGGAAGCCUGAUGCCUUUGAUGCAAACGGUCAGGCUUUUGUAGAUCCUGUUGAAUCACAGAACAAAAAAGAGGCCCUGCUGCAACGUCAACAGUUAGAAAAUAGGCAGCCCUCAUCACCUGUCCAGCACACAGAUGAAAGUAUGGAAACUCCGCAUCCUGACCAGCUGUACCGCUGCACAUAUGACUUUGUGGCCCGAAACAGCAGUGAGAUUUCAGUGAUGCAUGGAGAAACUCUCCAGGUGUUGGAUUCGUCUGGGCGAUGGUGGAAGUGUAGGAACAGCUAUGACCAGAUUGGCUUUGUUUCGUCAAAUAUUCUGGAGCCCGUCAACCAGACAGAGCUAGACAGCAGCGUGAUAAUGCGCAAGCCAUCUACGAAAGCUCAUUUGUCUCCCCUGGGAGUUGGACGCUUUUCAUAUAUAGCACCCAAUCCAGGGAGAGACCAUGCCCACACCGAGUCCCGCCCUGUCAGCAUGCCACCAAUGGGAAGUGAGAGUGAGAAAGGAAUGCUCAUGAAUAAUGAGCUUGCACAAUGGCUGACUAAUGGGAGACCGGGAUCAGUGCGGCCUCUGGUUAUCAACAAGGCCCAUGACACUACAGUACCUCUAAACUACCAGUCGUCUCCUGCUGAGGUACAGGAGUGGCUCAGAGCCAAAGGCUUCAGUGAAAACACGGCGGACGAUUUGGGGGUUCUCACCGGACCUCAGCUCUUCUCUCUGACUAAGGAGGAGCUGUGCAAGGUUUCUCCUCAAGAGGGGGCCAGAGUUUACAGCCAGAUCAUGGUGCAAAAAGCUCAGCUGGAGACUGAAAGAAAAUCCACUGAGCUGGAGGCAGUGAUGAGAAGACAAAAGAUGAAACUGGAUCCCGUAUUAGAGGGGGGAGGACUUUAAUUCACCACACACACGCGCACACACAGAGGCUAGGCCUGGCAUCAAGAGCUUGUUCUGUGCAACUGUAUAAGAUUCUACUAAGUUUAUAUUCGUCUACUUCACAGGAUAUCUAAUUUAUUGCAGUGUUAGGAUACAGUAUGGAUAUAGAAUUGUUUUUUAUAGCAUAUAUAUAUAUAUAUAU
Molecule: messenger RNA, 1958 nt
Organism: Ictalurus punctatus (channel catfish)
Lineage: Eukaryota; Metazoa; Chordata; Actinopteri; Siluriformes; Ictaluridae
Gene: eps8l1a
Product: eps8 like 1a
Exons: 15
Coding region: 257-1777 (506 amino acids)
Biological process (GO): Rho protein signal transduction; regulation of Rho protein signal transduction; positive regulation of ruffle assembly
Cellular component (GO): ruffle membrane; plasma membrane; vesicle
Molecular function (GO): actin binding
Source: RefSeq, a predicted model, not a curated record